Macrobrachium nipponense is the source of this 1492-nucleotide messenger RNA. RefSeq names its product dehydrodolichyl diphosphate synthase complex subunit DHDDS-like (gene Dhdds). The transcript is spliced from 3 exons. Gene Ontology annotation, cellular component: dehydrodolichyl diphosphate synthase complex; endoplasmic reticulum. The coding region runs from base 271 to 1251 and encodes 326 amino acids. NCBI's taxonomy places the organism in Eukaryota, Metazoa, Arthropoda, Malacostraca, Decapoda, Palaemonidae. Gene Ontology annotation, molecular function: ditrans,polycis-polyprenyl diphosphate synthase [(2E,6E)-farnesyl diphosphate specific] activity. The record is from RefSeq and is a predicted model, not a curated record. Gene Ontology annotation, biological process: polyprenol biosynthetic process.
UGAGUUGUGAAAUGUCAACUUGGUUUCCUCAUGUCUCAUCACUAGAAGUUGCCGAAGGAUCCUAAGUUCACUGACACUGAGUGAUGUAAUUGCAUGGUACAUUCUCUUGCCUGGCCCAAAAUUAUGCACCUUAGGCAAGAAGCAAACCUGUCAAAAAGAACUGAGAAAAUAACUCAGUGAAUGAGAAAUCAUUGCAAGGAUAAGAGGAACAUCCAGGGGCCUAGGACUGUUCUUAUGCAGCAACUGACCCAAAAAUGAAAAUUAGAGAAAAUGACAUGGAUUGUUGAGCAGAAUCGAACAUGGGCAGAAUGGGCUGCCAUUCGUGUGUUGAAGGUUGGACCAAUACCACAUCAUUUGGCUGUCAUUAUGGAUGGGAACCGAAGAUUUGCCCGUAAAGAACAAAAAGAUACCCUGACUGGACACAAACAAGGUUUCCAUAAACUUACAGAAGUGUUGUGCUGGUGUCGUGACCUGGGUAUUAAUGAAGUUACAGCAUACGCUUUCAGUAUUGAAAACUUCAAGCGUUCAAAACAUGAAGUCAAUGGUCUUAUGGAUUUAGCAGCAGAGAAGUUUGCAAAACUGCUGGAGGAAAAAGAUAAGUUAGCUAAGCAUGGUGUUUGCAUUAGGGUGUUAGGAGACUUGACACUUUUACCGUCUGUAAUUAGAAAACUUGCUGCAGAAGCAAUAUUGGCAACAAGACAUAACAACAAGUGUUUUCUUAAUUUGGCAUUAGCUUACACAUCUAGAGCUGAAAUAACUUCUGCCAUGAAUGAUUUACAAGAGGGAGUGAAGGAAAGGAAAAUUGAAACCAAUGAUAUUUCAGAAGAGCUGCUAGAACGUUGUUUAUAUACUCAUGGUUCAAGAGAUCCUGAUUUACUUGUAAGAACUUCUGGAGAAGUAAGGUUAUCUGAUUUUUUACUUUGGCAGAGUGGUUUUUCCUGUCUCUUCUUCACUAAAGUGCUGUGGCCAGAGUUUACAAUAUGGCACUUAUUUGGAGCAGUAUUUUAUUAUCAGCGCCACUACCACACACUUGCUGAAGCGAGAAAAAAAACAGUAUCUCAGAGAGAACAUGCUGUUGAUGAAAGUGAUAUUGAAAGGUGCCGUUUCAUGUAUGGUGAUAAAGUUUCCCAGGAACAAAUUAAUGCCUAUGCCAGGGGACGAAAAGAGCGUGUAAAUGAUUUUUUAAAUGACUUGUAUGAAAACAGAAUAAAUUUCUAUGGUAAUAUUGCAAAUGAGAAAACUCUUUCAUGAAGUCAUUAACUUUUUAUUAAAUACUUUAUAAGAUGAAUUAUAGCAUACUGUUAAGAGGAAUAUAUUUUGUACCAUGGUUUAAAGUUCUACACUCCAAGUUCAUUUGCUUUGUUUGUAUUCUUGUAUUAUAUGAAAAUGGAAUGAAGCUAUCUCAUACAAUAUUUGUUUAAGUCUUGAGGCUUCCAGUGAAUAUAACAUAUUUUGUAAUAUAAAAUGUGAUAAAUAAAAAUUGAACUUUACA